UUCGGAUCGUUAUUGUCAUUAGUGCGGCUAUAGCUACUCGUCUCCGUUGCCGUCUCCUCAGUUCUAUUUUCAUGUGUCGUUGGUGGUGUGUUCGGGCAAAGAGAAUCGUUUCUCUGUUUUGUUUUUGAUAUUUGACCAUUUUCAUUUGUAUGCUGCGAGUUGGUGGCGAUAGUUUGGAUCGCUAUUUGGUAUUACGCAAACAUUGGAAAAAAGUGGUAUAUUUGUUAAGAUUUAGAGACAAAGAAAAUAUUAGGAAAUCCGAAAGCGAAGUGCGCGAUGACAAAUUCGUCCAAAUGUGCCGUAUGUGGGGUGUCGGCUUCGCUGAAGUGUAUGGCCUGCAAACAGGUGUUUUAUUGUGGCAAAGAGCACCAAAAGAUUCAUUGGAAGAAAGGUCACAAGGCGGAAUGUAAAUGUUACGAGAUUGCCAGAAACGAUGUGCUGGGUAGACAUCUAAGAGCAUCACGAGAUAUCAAAUGUGGAGAAAUCAUUCUGCGGGAGUCUCCAUUGAUAUACGGACCUAAAGUUGCUAGUGCCCCCCUGUGUCUUGGAUGCCAUCGUACUCUUUCGACACCAGUAGGAGGCAGUAAUUUUUACAAAUGCCGCAAGUGUUCUUGGCCCUUGUGUGGACCUGAUUGUGAGCACUCUCAGCAUCAUCUGCACGAAUGUCAGUUGAUGGCAUCUCGAAACUUCCGCGCUAAAAUUGACUAUAGUGGACAGGUGGGAAAAAAGGAAUCGGCCUACUGCGUCAUCCUUCCUCUCCGAUGCCUACUUAUGAAGGCUAGCCAGCCGGCAGAUUUUGAAAGAUUUUCAGAACUGGAGGAUCAUUUAAAUGAACGCAAAGACACGCCCCUGUACAACGUGUUGCGCGCCAAUUUGGUGACUUUUGUAAAGACCAUUUUGGGCAUGCACGAAAGUGAGGAAGAAGUUUUACGUGUUGCCGCCAUAUUAGAUACGAAUGCUUUUGAGAUCAGGCAGAACAAUUUAGGCCGCAAAGUUAGAGCCAUAUACCCUUCAGCGUCAAUGUUUUCACAUGACUGCAUUUCGAAUUCGCGUCACACAUUUGACGAUAACAUGCAAAUCGUUUUUAUCGCCAAGACACCCAUAGCCAAGGGUGACAUUAUUUCAACCUCCUACACCCAGCCUCUGUGGUCCACCAUAAUGAGGCGCAGUCAUCUGCUGCAGGCCAAAUGCUUUGAGUGCACCUGCCGCAGAUGUUUAGAUCCCACAGAGCUAAACACUUUUACAGGAGCCAUUACUUGCAGCCGGUGUAAAGUUGGAAAGAUAAUAUCGACAAAUCCAAUGGACAAUAGUGCUAUUUGGAAGUGUCAAUUGUGUCCCCAUAAGCUGUCCGCUAAGCAAAUCAAUCUCGGCAAUCAAGCCAUUCAGAACGAGAUCGAUUCGUUAGACAAAACAUCAGCGAAAGCCUUCGAAGAGUUCCUCUUCCGUUAUCGAGAUACGCUGCACGAGAAGAAUACUCACAUAUUACAGGUUAAGUAUGCCUUGACACAGCUAUAUGACUUCUCCAUGAUUGAACAUAAUGAUGCUGCUUUGAAACGCAAACUAGAACUUUGCCAAGAGCUGUUGGAAAUAGCAGAGCUCUUAGAUGGAGGCUGGAGUAUAUUCCGCGGCAAUUUAAUUCUAGAUCUACAAGAGGCUAUGGUCGUCCAAGCAAAACGGGAGUUCCUAAAUGGCUUGUUGACCCGCGAAGCGACACAGGAAAAACUAUUGGAGUCCAUGAACCUGUUGAAGGAAGCAUUGGAAAUAAUGAAGUUGGAACCCGAUAUGAAGCAAAUGCUAAACGAACGCACUCAACUUCUGGCUAAAGAAUUGGAGAUGGAAGACAGUUAGAGCGUGUAAACCGGUUUUAGGCAACUUUGCCUCUGUUCAUAUAAAAUGUUCUUGAUUACUUCUAAAAAUAUAUUUACAUAGCAGCUGUAUGAAAAGUAAUAAAAUAAAACAAUAGGCAUGAAGAAGCCAUGCUACGUCCAUAACCAUGGAUCUUAAAA
Molecule: messenger RNA, 2006 nt
Organism: Stomoxys calcitrans (stable fly)
Lineage: Eukaryota; Metazoa; Arthropoda; Insecta; Diptera; Muscidae
Gene: SmydA-2
Product: SET domain-containing protein SmydA-8
Exons: 6
Coding region: 277-1848 (523 amino acids)
Molecular function (GO): protein binding
Source: RefSeq, a predicted model, not a curated record